AUGCCAGUGUUCUUCGUGCAAACGCUCUUUGUCGCGAUCCUGAUGACCACGGUGGUCAUAGGUCACGCCGAGCCCGCGGGCAAAUCGACGAUCUUCAGGUCCACGUUGGAUGAGCUCGGUCAGGAAGACGAGGACAAUAACGCGGUGGUCGUUGAAGCCAUCAGUGAUUUCGACGCUCGAUUCGACACGAGAGACGGCCGCGGCAUCCUAUGGAACGGGAUCUCGAAUCGCGACUCCUGUCUGACAUCGAAAGGCGAAAUCGGCCGUUGCACCGGCUUCAAGGAAUGUUACCCUUACUUCAAAAUCCCUGAUCUGAGCCCUCUCGACGGCUGGGUGCUUGGCGUUUACGACACCUGUAGCUACAUUCGCGAAAAUGGUCAAACGAAUUUCGGAAUCUGUUGCUCGAAUCUACUACCGGUUGUUACAUCACCGUCGGACAACAAGGACGAGGACCCAAUCGAUCCGAUCAUAGAAGACCCCCAGCCGACUAAUGAAAAGUAUAACGAACCGCCCACCAUCAAACCAAGGCCACAACAACCCGGUGGCUGGCCACCGCCGAUCCCAACGCAUCCACCUGAUCACACGUUGCCACCGUUGCCCACCCAUCCGCCGUACCUCGAGUUACCGACGAUCUCCACGGUGAAACCAGUUUCCAGCUCGAAAAAACCAGGCCUUGGCACCACCUGGCCGACGAAGAAACCCGCCUGGUGGCCAGGCGCGCCGACCACCACCGGGAGACCGUCGACGUCGUCGUCGUCUAGUGUCAUCCCGGUCGCGGACACAUCCCAAUGCGGGGCGAAGAACGGUAUUCAGGAUCAGGAACGCAUCGUUGGCGGCCAGAAUGCCGACCCAGGCGAGUGGCCUUGGAUCGCGGCCCUCUUCAACGCUGGCAGACAGUUCUGCGGCGGUUCGCUCAUCGACGAUAAACACAUUCUCACCGCGGCUCAUUGCGUUGCCAACAUGAAUCCUUGGGACGUGGCAAGACUAACGGUCCGACUUGGUGACCAUAACAUCAAGACCAACACGGAGGUCAGACACAUCGAGCGGCGAGUGAAACGUGUAGUCAGACACAGAGGCUUCAAUCUACGCACCCUGUACAACGAUGUCGCGCUUCUCACUCUCAGCGAACCUGUCCCGUUCACGGAACAAGUACGACCAAUUUGCCUGCCAAGCGGUUCACAGCUGUACUCUGGAAAGACGGCUACAGUUAUCGGCUGGGGUUCCUUGAGAGAAAGUGGACCGCAACCAGCAGUCCUUCAAGAGGUCUCGAUACCAAUUUGGUCGAACAAUGAGUGUAAAGUGAAGUAUGGCGCGGCAGCACCUGGUGGUAUUGUGGACAGCUUCUUAUGCGCAGGAAAAGCUGCGAAGGACUCUUGUUCAGGUGAUAGCGGUGGUCCCUUGAUGGUCAACGACGGACGUUGGACCCAAGUGGGUGUCGUCAGCUGGGGCAUCGGAUGCGGGAAAGGUCAAUAUCCAGGUGUCUACACGAGAGUAACGCAUUUCCUGCCCUGGAUCACUAAGAACCUGAAGUAAAAAUACGGCAGGGAAUAUUCUGCUCUUGCUUAAUGUAGUAUUUCGCUCGUUAUCAUCCUCAUCAUCAUCAUCCAAGCACACGAUACAUUAUCAUAUAGGAUAAAUAAGAUGUUUUGUAGACACACGAACCUAACAGGCUUCUUCAUAUCAUUCGUCGAGAAAACCCAUCAACGCUGCCACAUACUUGUUUUAUGCCGACCAUAAUCAUGAUCGAACAGAAACGUAUAGUUAAA
Molecule: messenger RNA, 1766 nt
Organism: Dufourea novaeangliae
Lineage: Eukaryota; Metazoa; Arthropoda; Insecta; Hymenoptera; Halictidae
Product: proclotting enzyme-like
Exons: 6
Coding region: 1-1533 (510 amino acids)
Biological process (GO): proteolysis
Molecular function (GO): serine-type endopeptidase activity
Source: RefSeq, a predicted model, not a curated record